Molecule: messenger RNA, 884 nt
Organism: Cololabis saira (Pacific saury)
Lineage: Eukaryota; Metazoa; Chordata; Actinopteri; Beloniformes; Belonidae
Product: complement factor H-like
Exons: 5
Coding region: 20-478 (152 amino acids)
Source: RefSeq, a predicted model, not a curated record
AACUGGACUCGAUAUUAGGAUGAUGUUUUUCCCUUUCGCUCUCUUGGUUUGGCUUUCUGGAGGGUUGGAUGCACAAAGCGCAGCACCGUCUUGUAGUCCUCCCACCCUGGAUUAUGGUUAUUUCAUCCCUCCAAAAGUGUUUUAUCCUCAUGAAACCCACAUCGUCUAUGUCUGUGAAGACGGAUAUAAGCCACCAGGGGAGGGCUGGUUUACAACCAGCACAUGUAAGAAUGGUAACUGGUCUCCUGAGCCUCGGUGUAUAGGUCAACCAUGUGUGAUGGAACCAGCUGAUUACCCAGACAUAAACCUAUCUUCAACUACGUAUAUGGAAGAGGGACAAUCAAAGUCUUUUCCAUGCCGGAUGCGAGGCUACACUCUUUAUGCUCGGUGCAACAACAGAACAUUGGAAACCACCGGCUGUUGUUACAACGACUACAUACAAUAUCCAGGUUACUGUGUGUUUACUUCAAGAUGGUAACAACUGCUGGAUUUCGGCCCCGUCACUGCUGAUGGACGUCUACAUCUAGAACAAUGUAAUACAAACAUCCACGUGUAUUUGUGUGGAAGUACGUCUCACUGCCCAAGUACUAAUACAGUUAAUAAUAAAUAUAAUAAAAGCAUGGUCCAGUGUUCUCAUCUGAAGUAAAAUGAGAAAUAAAAAAUGUGCUGCUGCCGCCUGAGCAGCUGUAGCUGCAGCAUCACCAAGUAAAAAGUAUGACGAAAAGAAAUAAAGAAAAACUCCUGCAGUCACUCUCAUGUGUACUUUGAUAUUAUUGUUUUUGCAGUAUCCAAGAUAUCCCAAGAUAUUUCACGCUUUUUCAUGUCAACUAUAAAUAAUUAGCAGACGUGCAUUUCUGCAUUUCAGGCCUUCAAUAUAAAACAGU